Molecule: messenger RNA, 1581 nt
Organism: Pseudophryne corroboree (corroboree frog)
Lineage: Eukaryota; Metazoa; Chordata; Amphibia; Anura; Myobatrachidae
Product: gastrula zinc finger protein XlCGF26.1-like
Exons: 2
Biological process (GO): regulation of transcription by RNA polymerase II
Molecular function (GO): RNA polymerase II cis-regulatory region sequence-specific DNA binding; DNA-binding transcription factor activity, RNA polymerase II-specific
Source: RefSeq, a predicted model, not a curated record
AUGGCGCUGAAGAUCACCGGUAUUGCGGAACUGAAAGACUGUGGUUUGUGGUUGGUAGACAAGGCUGAAGGAGACUGGGUUUUUGAUGAACUGAAAGACUGGCUUGUGACUGAUGGACACACAAGCAGGAAUAUCUCAGAAGGACAUCUAAUGUUAUCCCCGGAUUGUGACAUAAAAGAUAAUGACAGUAUACAGGAUUCUCCAGGAGAUAACCCCAUUACCCCAAUUAUACAUCCAGCUCUAUCAGCUGAUCCCUCUGAUCCUGGGAAAUGUUCUCCUGAUCACUCUGAUAUUGGUGCAUCUGUUACAGCUCUGAGAGUAGAUACAGAGUUUCCCUGUUCUAUAGAUGCCAAAUGUUUUACAAAGAACACAAAGCCUAUUAACCCACAGACAGGAAAGGCAGGUGAGAGGCCAUUUCUAUGUUCUGAGUGUGGGAAAUGUUUUACAUACAAAUCAGCUCUUGUUACACAUCAGAGAAGGCACACAGGUGAGAAGCCAUUUCCAUGUUCUAAGUGUGGGAAAUGUUUUACAUACAAAACGACUCUUGAUGCACAUAAGAGAAGUCACACAAGUACAUCACCAUUUCCAUGUUCUGAGUGUGGGAAAUAUUUUGCACAGAAAUCACAACGUGCUAGACAUCAGAGAAGUCACACAAGUGAGAGGCCAUUUCCAUGUCCUGAGUGUUGGAAAUGGUUUGCACAGAAAUCAGAUGUUGUUAAACAUCAGAUAAGUCACACAGGUGAGAGGCUAUUUCCAUGUUCUGAGUGUGGGAAAUGGUUUGUACGUAAAUCAGAUCUUGUUAAACAUCAGAGAAGUCACACAGGUGAGAAGCCAUUUUCUUGCUCUGAGUGCGCAAAAUGUUAUACUCGGAAAGCACAACUUGUUAUACAUCAGAGAAGUCACACAGGUGAGAAGCCAUUUCCAUGUUCUGAGUGUGGGAAAUGGUUUGCACACAAAUCAGAUCUUGUUAGUCAUAACAGAAGUCACACAGUGGAGAAUCCAAUUUCUUGCUCUGAGUGUGGGAAAUGUUUUACACGGAAAUCACAACUUGUUACACAUCAGCGAAGUCACACAGGUGAGAGGCCAUUUCAGUGUCCUGAGUGUGGGAAAGGGUUUGCACAGAAAUCAAAUCUUGUUAGACAUCAGAGAAGUCACACAGGUGAGAAGCCAUUUCCAUGUUCUGAAUGUGGGAAAUGUUUUGCACACAAAUCAGAUCUUGUUAGUCAUAACAGAAGUCACACAGUGGAGAAUCCAAUUUCUUGCUCUGAGUGUGGGAAAUGUUUUACACGGAAAUGCCGCCUUGUUAUACAUCAGAGAAGUCACACAGGUGAGAAGCCAUUUCUAUGUUCUGAGUGUGGGAAAUGUUUUGCACUCAAAUCAUCUCUUGUUAGACAUCACAGAAGUCACACAGGUGAGAAGCUAUUUUCUUGCACCGAGUGUGGGAAAUGUUUUACACAGAAAUCACAUCUUGUUAGACAUCAGCAAAGUCACACAUGUGAGAAUCCAUUUCCAUGCACUGAGUGUAAGAAAUGUUUUACACAGAAAUCACAACUUGUUACACAUCAGAGAAGUCACACAGAU